Messenger RNA from Phanerochaete carnosa HHB-10118-sp, 849 nucleotides. RefSeq lists its product as uncharacterized. The transcript is spliced from 5 exons. Lineage: Eukaryota; Fungi; Basidiomycota; Agaricomycetes; Polyporales; Phanerochaetaceae. The coding region runs from base 27 to 743 and encodes 238 amino acids. The record is from RefSeq and is a predicted model, not a curated record.
CGACGUUGACCAGCCGGGAGACCGCGAUGGCAGAGACGACGACGUGGCUCAUUACAGGGAGUUCACGCGGUAUUGGGCUCGAGACAACUCGCCAGCUACUUCAGUCGCCCUCGAACGUCGUUAUCGCUACCUGUCGUAGCCCGUCCACCGCAAAGGACCUGCAAGCCCUGGCACAGAGCGGCGAUGUCCAGGGCAAGCUGCACAUUCUUCCACUCGACACUGCGGAUAUGAAGAGCAUUGACGCGGUAGCGAAGCCUGUGGAGGACAUUGUCGGGGAUGGCGGGCUAGACUACCUGUUGAACAACGCGGCAAUCAACGUCGGCAACGACUCCGGCUUCGCCUUCUCGCCCGACGAUCUCAUGCGUACUAUGAACGUGAACGUCGCCGGGCCCGGGCACCUCGCGCAGACGCUCCUCCCACUGCUAGAGCGUGGCCGAAAUAAGACGAUUCUGAACAUGACAAGCGGUCUCGGAAGCGUCGGCCUCGAUUGCGGACCCAAGUGCGCGACGUACAGCCUCAGCAAGAUCGCGGUGAAUAUGCUCACGUAUAAGCAGGCGAAGGCACGGCCCGACUUUGUCGCUAUCUGCCUUGAUCCAGGCUGGGUGAAGACAGAGUUGGGAGGAGAAGGCGCCGUGCUCGAGCCGGCCGAGAGUGUCAGUAAUGUCCUGAAGGUCCUCACGAACCUCAAGUCCUCGGACUCCGGCAAGUUCUUCCGGUACGAUGGGAAUACGAUACCGUGGUAGGCCUGACUUGGGUCUGACUAGGACUAUUCUGUAUCUCUGAUUCGCAGAACACCACGAGAUAGUGUACACUUUGAAUCUGUGUCUCUGGAAUUUUACCUCUCGUAGG